This is a messenger RNA of Hipposideros armiger (great roundleaf bat), 3703 nucleotides long. RefSeq names its product sorting nexin 20 (gene SNX20). The record is from RefSeq and is a predicted model, not a curated record. Bases 1376 to 2323 code for a protein of 315 amino acids. NCBI's taxonomy places the organism in Eukaryota, Metazoa, Chordata, Mammalia, Chiroptera, Hipposideridae. Gene Ontology annotation, molecular function: phosphatidylinositol phosphate binding. The transcript has 4 exons. Gene Ontology annotation, biological process: protein transport. Gene Ontology annotation, cellular component: early endosome membrane.
GGGCUCUGGAGGUGGCCCUGUGUGCCCAUCAGAAGGACUGGACGUGGCAGGCAGCCCUGGGAGGGAGGAGUGAUCCUCAGGGUGCCAGGGGGUGAGGAGCACACUGGCUGCACAUGGAGGGUGGAGGGAAGCUACUCUGCCUCCUGGGCCCCCACGCCAACAGCACCAACAUUUGCAGUAUUUAGAAAUCUUUGCUAUACAGGGUACGGCGAGGGAAGGAAAUGGCCCUCAAAUCCCCAUGUGUAGCUGUCUCUAAAGAGCUUUUCCGUGACAGGAUUGCUUUCCCCAUUUCACAGGUGAGGAAACUGAGGCCUAGUGGGGACAGGAAGCUGCCUAAGACACAGCUGGAUUUUCUCCUUCCCACUCCCCUUUAAUGGGUGCCUGCCAGCCAACCCCUUCAGUGGAAAGCUACGGGCAGUGGCUUUGGUGGCUGGAUUUGAUUUUUAGUCUAAGCCCUGGGUUCAUGCCCAGCUUUCUCAAGUCUUUACUAGAAUGUCCAGCCAAGUCUAUCAUUCCUGGAGUCUCACAGGGUCUCCAGGCUAACAUCACCCUGCUUCUGGCCUGGCACCAGCUGCCUGACAGGGACAGCAGAGCUGGAAGGGCUGGGGCCACUGAGGCCAGAGCCACUUCCCGUCACCCAUUUUACAGAUGAACUGACUGAGGCAGGUGCCUAGAAGUGCUCACAGGGAACUCUAGACCCCAGGAAUCCCUGCCACCAGGAGCCCAUUACAUCAGAGAGCACGUAGGCCACUGUCGGUCUUGCCUGGGCACCCAGCACAAUAUAAGGAACCUGUCCCUAGACACCCGUCAUCUUGUCAGCAGGACAGACUUCUCAGAUGGAGAAAGCAAGGCCUGUAAUGAACUUGCCUGCAGACUCACAGGUGGUUGGGACAGAAGGCACGGCUCCUCAAGGGGAGAUGGGAAGUAAACGAGGUAUGCGAGCUCUAGCGUGCUCAGGCGUGUGCAGCCCUGAGCCAGCCCUGGCCCUGCUCUGUGCCUCAGUUUCCCACCUGUAUAAGGUUAGAUGGAGGGUCCCUGAGAGGCACCCACUGGACAACUGCACAGAGUCACUUGGAGAAUGUCACAGGGUUCCUUUCACCAGACACAGCAAGAGCUGCCCCUGCAGAAGCAUGGCCCCAGCUGACCUCACCUCUCCCCGGGCCAGGCCAGCUCCAGGAGGCCCUCGCCCCUGGAAUGGGGACAGGCUCUGGCCACACCCAGAGACAUAGAUAGGACUGUUCGAGUAGCAGUGGCCCCACUUCUGUCUAGGCCACAGGCAGCAUAGGGGUCAGGCAGGCCAGAGUUCAAGUCCCAGCUCCACUCCCGUGUUCUACUUGCGGCUCCCUCGGAUGCUGCUAAGAAGGAGCCUCGGAGCAUGGCAAGCGCCGAGCACCCUGGGAGCCCCGGAAGGACAGGACCUGUAACCCAGUGCACGGCAGGGACCAAGCCGGAAGCGUCAGCCGCUGGCCCCGACCUCCCGCAUCCAGGACCCGAUGAGGACUCAGAUGCCGACAGCAGCCCGAGCCUCAACUCCAGCAUGACCACGCGGGAGCUGCAGGAGCACUGGAGAAAUGAGAAGCGCUGCUGGAAGCCAGUCAAGCUGCUCUUCGAGAUUGCCUCAGCCCGCAUCGAGGAGAGGAAAGUCUCCAAGUUUGUGAUGUACCAAGUCGUCGUCAUCCAGACAGGGAGUUUUGACAGCAACAAAGCCAUCCUGGACCGGCGCUAUUCAGACUUUGAGAGGCUCCAGAAAAACCUCCUGAAGUCGUUCGGGGAGGAGAUCGAAGAUGUCCCCUUCCCCAAGAAGCACCUGAUGGGGAACUUCACCCAGGAGAUGAUCUCUGAGCGCAAGCUGGCCUUCAAGGAGUACCUGAGCCAGCUCUAUGCCAUCCGCUGCGUCCGUCGGUCCCGCGAGUUCAUCGACUUCCUGACGCGGGCCGAGCUGAAGGAGGCCUUCGGCUGCCUGCGGGCGGGGCAGUACACCAAGGCCCUGGACAUCCUGGUGCGCGCGGUGCCCCUGCAGGAGAAGCUGACGGGCCACUGCCCCGCGAUGGUGGUCCCGGCCCUCUGCGCCACGCUGGUGUGCCACCGGGAGCUCGAGCGCCCGCUGGAGGCCUUCGCCGCCGGCGAGAGGGCCCUGGAGCGCCUGGGGGCCCGGGAGGGACAUCGUUACUUCGCGCCCCUGCUGGACGCCAUGAUCCGCCUGGCCUACGCGCUGGGCAAGGACUUCGUGUCCCUGCAGGAGAGGCUGGAGGAGAGCCAGCUCCGGAAGCCCACCUCCCGGGGCUUCACCCUGAAGGAACUGACCGUCCGGGAAUAUCUGUGAUGAGAUGCCCUGGCAGGCCAGCCAGCUGUGGGCUCACCAUCGCUCUGAGGGCUGUUUGGAGCUCCUUUGGGGCGGGAAGAGCCACUUUGGGCUCUAGUUUGCUGGUCACCUUGGACAAGCCACUCCUCGGGUCCUCCAUCUCCCCAUGUGUGUUGAGCAGAGGUGCUCCCAGGCAUCCUUGGGCCUCUGGUGUGUCUUGUGUCCCUUAGAUGCCAGGCCCACUUCAUCUCAAAACCACAAACCCAGCUGCCAAGACACUGGAGGGUAAGAGUCAUCUUACCGAUGUUUUUGUAGGUAGCUGGAGGAGAGAGGUUUCCACGGUGCACCAUGGACAUGGCUUAAUCCAGGUCCUUGCAAACAGCCCUCUCCAGCUGUCACGGGUCCUUCUCUCUGCUCCUUUCUCCUCGGAGCUGCUACCUAAGCAAACAGCAACUGUUCUCACCCAUUAUCCUAAGUAUUCUGACUUCCUUCUUGGCGCGUAGACCCAACUCACAAAACCAAAUCUCACCUCCUACCCCUCAAAGCCAGCUUGGCCCCUGGGGUGGGGUGUCUUGUCAUCCUUUGAAGGAUGGGAGGAUACUGGGCUAGAAGCAAUCACGUCAUAAGAGUCUAUGAUACAAGGUAUCUUUUACAAGGGCAGUUGGCAACAAUUCCUCUAGUUCAGAUGCUAUAACUCAUUGCCUAGGGGUAGAUUUUCAUGUAUAAGGCAACUGUUUCUUAAUGGCCUCUCUGGGUUGUGUAGACAUAGCCCUGAAGGGAGGUGGGAGAGAAUACUCAUGGGGACCUUGGGGCAGAAAAGAGAUGAAUGCUCAACACUUCCCGAUUUGAGGCACAAUGUUCUUGGAAGCUCUCUGACAGAUGGGGGGUGACCCUGACUGAAGUCUGCUGUCAGGAGGGAUCACCAAGGGCCCCAAAGUCAAGAGGAGCCUGGCCCUAUGACCUGGGUUCCACACCGGACCGGAAGCAGGUGGUACAAGCUGGUUUGGACCAAAUAUGUAUUUGAGGCUGGAAGUCCCUGAAGACCUAAACCAUCGGGCUGAGCUUAGCAGCGGGUACUGAAGAGGCUGGGACUUGGGAACCUUAACGUGAGGCGCCACGUUGGCCUGUGCCGGGAGCUGGCUUAGAAAUGGAAACGUCGGAGCCUGGGGACCAGGGGUCACUAACCGGCACCAGUUGUGUUCAACAGCGACCCCGUGUGGUCACAUCUGUAAUGGCCCCAUCAGGCUCUGUGCCGGAGGUUAGAAACAGGCUGACACCCUGGGACAAAGAAAGCCUUCAAGUGUCUCUAUUUGCUCCAGGGGAAGGACGCUUCGAGUGGGAAAUAUUGGGCUCCUUGAAAAUUAAAGUGUUAAAUGGAAAAAUAAAAGUGCUACAACUCUA